AUGGGAGAAAACAUAGAUAUACCCCAAGACGCCAUGAUGCAAAUGAUGAGAACCCUCACAGAGCAGUUGAGAGGACUCGACGAUAGGAUAGGCCGUUUGGAGCAACCUCAAGCGAGGGUUGACGUUGGACCAGAUCCAGAACAAAGGAAUGUACGCGACAAGGAAGACGAAUCCAUUGACAUGGAUGAUGAUGAUGAUCCACCACCAGAUCCAUUAAGGCGUCAACAUCAGCGGAGAGAAGAUCCUUUGAUGCGGAACCGUGCUAGAGAGGUAGAACCAAGAGAACAAAAUCGAGAUGUUAAACUAAUACCUCCUACUUUUGCAGGAAAGUUUAAUCCGGAGGUUUACAUGGACUGGGAGAGACGUAAGGAAUACAUAUUCCAAUGUUAUGGCUAUGGAGAAGCCCGAAAGGUAGCCCUUUCAUCGGCACAUCUCACUAACAAUGCCUUGUCAUGGUGGGAUAGGACGAUAACCGAUAGAAGGAGGCAGCGAAAAUUGUCUCAGGGAACAAGGACUGUGGAUGAGUAUUUUGAGGAGUUUGAGAAGCUCAUGAACUCCUUGGAGCUGGAAGAAUCGAGUGAGUCCCUUAUGGCUCAAUUCAUUGAUGGCUUACAAGAGCGUAUAGCCCGAAAGGUGGAGACAUCGAACUACAGCAGCCUACAUGAACUACUUCACAAGGCUGUACAAGUGGAGCAGCAAAUCCAGCGUAAGAUGUCUUUAAGGAACCGUACUAGAAACAACACGCCUUGGAAUGCAAGCAACAACCGGAGCAUGGACAAAGGCAAGGCCGUGGAAAAUGACUCUAGGUUCAAGAACAAGUCUAAUGAGGUACCUAAAACCUCUAAACCCGAACCAGGUAAGUUCCCUAACACUAGUCAAUCUCGUGCCCGUGACAUUACUUGUUUUAAAUGUCAAGGCAGGGGACACUUGGCGAGAGAACGUCUGAACCGAAGGGUGAUGAUUGUCACAGCUAGUAGAGACUAUGAGUCUCAAGACGAGCAAUAUGAGUACCAUACUGAUCCGGAGAAUGACGUGGAGUAUCCCGACACAGGAGAAUUUCUUGUGAUCCGACGUAUGCUGAGUGUACUUGUCAACCCCGAGGAGAAAGUUCAAAGGGAAAAUAUUUUCCACACUCGAUGCACAAUCAAGAACAAGGUAUGUAACUUGAUUAUUGAUGGAGGUUCUUGUACUAAUGUUGCUAGCAAGUAUAUGGUGGACAGGUUAGGUCUUCAGAAAACAAAGCACCCGAGGCCAUACAAACUUAGGUGGCUGAACGAUGACACCAAGCUGAAAAUUGCUGAACAAGUUACUGUAUCAUUCAGCGUUGGGAAAUACCAAGAUCAAGUCAUUUGCGAUGUAGUUCCAAUGAGAGCCGGACAUCUUCUUCUUGGAAGACCAUGGCAGUUUGACCGAGCUACAACUCACGACGGUCGAACAAACCAUUACACUUUCACGCACAAUGACCGUAAGUUCAACCUUGCCCCUUUAAGUCCUUCUGAAGUUCAUGAGUUGCAAAAACACAUGAACAAAGAGGUCGAGGUAAGGACUUCUAACCUUUAUUUGAGAUCCAAUGAGGUUUGUAAAACCAUGAGUGCCAAGGGCACCGUGCUACUAAUGUUGUUCAAAGAAUGUUUAAGUACAGGUACAAGUGAGCUUGAACUACCCGCUGAAGUACAAGCUGUACUAGAUCAAUACAAAGACGUGUUUCCGGAGGAGAUACCACCAGGAUUACCCCCUAUUCGUGGCAUUGAACAUCAGAUCGAUCUUGUACCCGGUUCUGCUCUACCAAACAAACCAGCUUACCGAAUGAAUCCGGAGGAGUCUAAGGAGUUAGAGAAGCAAGUGCGUGACCUAAUGGAUAAAGGACUGUCGAGCAAUCAACAAUAUCACCAUCAAGUAUCGACACCCCAUUCCAAGACUAGACGACAUGUUGGACGAGUUAAGUGGUGCAACCGUCUUCUCAAGAUUGACUUGAGGAGCGGCUAUCACCAGGUCCGAAUGAGGGAAGGAGACGAGUGGAAAACCGCGUUUAAAACCAAGCAAGGUCUCUAUGAGUGGCUUGUCAUGCCAUUUGGGUUAACCAACGCCCCAAGCACCUUCAUGCGACUAAUGAACCAGGUUCUAAGGUCAUUUAUUGGUUUUGUAGUGAGUAAACACGGCCUACAGGUGGAUGAGGAAAAGAUUAAGGCAAUAAGAGAAUGGCCUACUCCAACUUCGAUUGGACACGUUCGCAGCUUUCAUGGUCUCGCAAGCUUCUACAGGAGGUUUGUCAGGGAUUUUAGUACAGUGGCUGCACCAAUGACUGCCGUGAUCAAGAAAAACGUGCCUUUCUCAUGGGGAGAAGCUCAAGAAAAUUCCUUCAACACAUUGAAAGAGAGGCUCACACAAGCACCAGUCUUAGCCCUCCCAGAUUUUGAAGUUAUGUUUGAAGUAGAGUGUGAUGCAUCAGGUUUGGGAAUUGGAGCUGUACUACAUCAGAGGAAAAGACCCGUGGCUUUCUUCAGUGAGAAGUUGAGUGGAGCUACGUUGAACUAUCCGACCUACGACAAGGAGCUUUAUGCCUUAGUUCGAGCACUGGAAACGUGGCAACAUUACUUGUUAUCCAAGGAAUUCAUCAUUCACACCGAUCAUGAAACCCUCAAGCAUCUCAAGGGCCAGAUUUCACUUAAGAGGAGACAUGCGAAGUGGUUGGAGUUCAUUGAGACGUUCCCAUAUGUGAUAAAGUAUAAGAAGGGCAAAGAGAACGUGGUUGCUGAUGCUUUGUCAAGGAGGCAUGCUCUUAUAGCUACUAUGGAGGCUAAAUUAAUGGGUUUUGAGCAUAUGAAAGAGUUGUACAAAGAUGAUCCAGAAUUAGGAGAGUGCUACAAGGAGUAUGGCAAAGGAGCAUAUCAAGCAUUCUACUUGCAAGAUGGGUUUCUAUUUAGAGAUAAGCGGUUGUGUAUUCCUCAAGGCUCCAUGUGA
Messenger RNA from Camelina sativa (false flax), 2961 nucleotides. NCBI's taxonomy places the organism in Eukaryota, Viridiplantae, Streptophyta, Magnoliopsida, Brassicales, Brassicaceae. The record is from RefSeq and is a predicted model, not a curated record.